AUGGCGGUUCCCGCCGAAAGCUUUUUCGGCACAAAGAGCAGGGCCCAGCAGACACUCCCAAUCCACAAACUCUCCCGGAACAAAGAUAUUCAAAAAGCGAGCGCAGCGAGCUCUCUUCGUCUCCAGUACUUACCAUCCAGUGACGAUUACAAAAGCAGCUUCUUCGGAAAGGAGCAGACGGAAAAGAAGCCGCUCGGAACCUCAGGACGGGCAGCGCGAAAGCUCGCCGAGAUCCGAACUCCGAGAGCCAGACACGGCAGCUCGGCAGCUCGGCAGCUGGGCAGCUCAGCAGCUCGGCAGCCCAGCUGCAAAGCAGCUCAGCGACCCCAGGUCCGGAGCUGCAAAACGAGCCGGAGCAGGAAGCGCUACGUCACGGCGCGGGCGGGAAGCGGCUGUGGCCGACAGCGCCCACCCAGCGCCUCCAUAGCACACUUUAGGGCCUCAGACCCAUAUCUGGGUCCCAGUGGCUCCACCUCCUACUUUAUCGCGGCCUCGUCCAACGGGGCUCAGAGUCCUUAUGAACCUGCCUAUGAUGGUGAACCACAGCCACGGAAACACCGCGAGGACACGGCACGGGGCGAUGGAGCCCGACGGCGCCGUCCUCAACGCGGCCCCGUACAUUAUGCAGCUCUGUUAUCUGGUCACCCAGGUGGACACAGACUGGGGCGCAACGCCUGGUUUACCACGCGCUGCAGCCUAGCUAGUCCCGGCUCUUUCAACCUGGGGAUAUGCACGGGCGAGGUGCGCGCAGCGUUGCUGCGGGCGACAAAGACGCGACACGCCGCCGUUUGCUGGCUCAGAACAGCAGAGAAACGGUAUCCUUGUUACUGGACUGGGAGAAAGCUACGAGGCGAGAGCAGUGGCGAUUCUGCGAAGCUGCCUGGCUGCAGCGGGCUGGCCCUGCUGUGCCUUUUGGGGGAGCUGCUGUUGGGAGCCAGGGCUGGGAAGAUCCACAACUCGGUGCCAGAAGAGACAGACAAAGGUUCUUUCGUGGGCCACAUCGCCAAGGACCUGGGGCUACAACCCCAGGAGCUGACGGAGCACAUCGUUUUCAGAGGUAAGACGCAGGUUUUUGCUCCGAACCCGAGAAGCAGCAGCUUGGUCACCACGGGGAGGAUAGACCAAGAAGAACUCUACGCUCAGAGCGCGUGGUGUAUGGUGAAUUUUAACAUCUUUUUUUUUUUUUUACUAGAGGAUAAAAUGGAGCUUUUUCCUGUCAAAGUGGAAAUAAUUGAUAUCAAUGGCAACACUCCCCAAUUCCAGUUGGAGGAACUGGAAGUUAAAAUGAAUGAAAUAACCACUGUAGGUACCAGGAUCCCUCUGCCAUUUGGGCAAGACCUUGAUGUGGGAAUGAACUCACUCCAGAGCUACCAGCUCAGCCCCAACCCACAGUUCUCCCUGGAUGUGCAACAGGGAGCUGAUGGGCCCCAACACCCAGAGAUGGUGCUGCAGAGUUGCCUAGAUAGGGAAGAAGAAACUGUCCACCACCUCCUGCUCACCCCCUCAGAUGGGGGUGACCCAGUCCGCUCUGGCACCCUUCGCAUACAUGUUCAGGUAGUGGAUGUGAACGACAAUCCUCCAGCAUUUACUCGGGCACAAUACCACAUAAGUGUCCCUGAGAAUGUGACACUGGGUACUCGACUGCUCGUGGCAAAUGCCACAGACCCAGAUGAGGGAGCCAAUGGGGAAGUAACAUACUCAUUUCACAAUAUAGACCACAAAGUGGCCAAAAUAUUUCAGUUGGAUUCUUACAGUGGAGAAAUAUUAAAUAAAGAACCAUUGGAUUUUGAAGAAUACAAAAUAUAUCCAGUGAAAAUUCAAGCUCAGGAUGGUGCUGGGCUAAUGGCCAGAGCUAAAGUGCUGGUCAAAGUUUUGGAUGUGAAUGAUAAUGCUCCAGAGGUGACCAUCACCUCUGUCACCACUGCAAUUCUGGAAAACUUUCCUCCUGGAACCAUAAUUGCACUUAUCAAUGUGCAUGACCAGGACUCUGGAGACAAUGGUCACACCACACAUUCUAUUUCUGGAAAUCUGCCCUUUCAGUUAGAAAAAUUAGUUGACAAUUAUUACCGUUUAGUGACAGAAAGAACACUGGACAGAGAAUUCACCUCUGGGUACAACAUCACAGUGACAGCAGCAGAUGAGGGAACUCCAUCUCUAUCUUCUGAAACUCACAUUUCACUGCUAGUGACAGACAUCAACCACAACCCUACAGCCUUCCCUCAGGAAUCCUACAGUGCCUGUAUUCCCGAAAACAACCUCAGAGGUGCCUCCAUCUUUUUCGUGACCGCCCAAGACCCUGACAGUAACGAAAAUGCUCAAGUCACCUAGUUCCUGGCUGAGGGCACCAUCCAGGGGGUGCCUCUGUCCUCCUACUUCUCCAUCAGUGCCAACAUAGGAGUCCUAUACACGCUGUGCUCCUUUGACUUUGAGCAGUUCCGCGACCUGCAGUUGUGGGUGACAGCAAGGAACAGUGGGGACCCACCGCUCAGCAGCAAUGUAUCACUGAGCCUGUUGGUGCUGGACCAGAACGACAAUGCACCUGAGAUCCUGUACCCCACCCUCCCCACUGAUGGUUCCACCAGCGUGGAGCUGACACCCCGCUCAGCAGAGCCUGGCUACCUGGUGACCGAAGUGGUGGCAGAGGACAGAGACUCAGGACAGAACACCUGGCUGUCCUACCGUCUGCUCAAGGCCAGUGAGCCAGGGCUCUUUGAGGUGGGGGUGCCCAUGGGUGAGGUGCACACUGCGAGGGCCCUGCAGGACAGAGACAUGCUCAAGCAGAGCCUGGUGGUGGCCGUCCAGGACCACGGCCAGCCUCCUCCCUCAGCCAUCGUCACAUUCACCACGGCUGUGGCUGAUAGCAUCCCCGAUAUCCUGGCUGAUCUGGGCAGCAUCAACACCCCUGCUGACCUGGAUGAUUCAAGCCUCACAGUGUACCUGGUAGUGGCAGUGGCCUCAGUCACUUGCGUCUUUCUUGCUUUUGUCAUUGUGCUGAUGGCACUCAGGCUUAGGCUGCACACGUCAUGUCUGCUCCAAGCUAGGAGCAGAAUAUUGGUGGAUAUGCCUGCCUCUCACUUUGUGAGUGUGGACGGGGUGCAGGUUUUCCUGCAGACCUACUCCCACGAGGUCUUCUUCACAGCAGACACCCAAAAGAGCCAUCUGAUCUUCCUCCAGCCCAACUACAUAGACACGCUCAUUAGCCAGGAGAGCUGUGAGAAAAAGGAUUUUGUAUCUACACCUCAGCCUUUAAUUGAAGACAGAAAGGAGACAUUUCCUCAGGUAAACUUUGUAGUGAAUUUAUAUGCUAUCUCCAUAAAAAAUAAUUUCUGAUUUUACUUGUUUUCACUCUUUACUACAGUUUUUCUAUUUCUCAUACAUAUCUGUUGAUUCCUACUACAAGUCCUGGAAAAUCAUUAUUAAGCCCGUCUGUGUGUUUAUAUCUAGACAUAUUUAUAACUGUUUUCACAUUAAAAAGGUGAUGGUAGACAUAAUGUAGUUGAUUAGGGUGACGGUGCUAUCUCCAUUGUGGUAGGAGCACUGCGUUAGCAACAGGAGAUGAGCUUCUAAUACUUUCUUGCAUACCUCUGGCCAAAUCAUGUUAUCACUCUGUUUUUAGCCUCCUCUUAUCUGCAAACGAUAGGGUUUGACUAGAACUUUUCCCACAUUCCUUCCUGCUGUAAAAUUGAUCCUUAUAAAUUUCAUUAAGUCUUUUUCAUUUUUGGGUUCUUUAAAAUGAAUCAGUUAAGUCAUCCUUUGUCGCUAAAACUUAACAUGUUUCCUGAGUUUAUAUGUGAAACAGGAAAUGGGUUAAGAGUUACAUUUUUAUAUGUCCCUUCCUAUUAGCACUUCAAAAAUGUAGUAUUAAGAAUCUAUAUUGGUCAGAUUAUUUCAGGAAGAUGCUUACAGUGUAACUCUGCUUGUGUUAGGAUUGCAUACCAGUCUUCUAAAGAAGCCGUUGUUCCCUGAAGAAAUUAAUAUAUUCAUUAAAGAAUUAUAGAUACAGUGCUUUAAGUGGACAAGUUAGAAGGCACUUCUUAAUCUUUAUAUCAAGAUUAUAGUCAAUGAUGGUUUUAUAACUUUUUACAUUCUGAGAAAUUGUAAGGAAAUUUAAGUUAUUCUGACAUACAUUUAAGAAUAAAAAGGCCCAACAAUAUUUAUGUGACUAAUAGUUUUCAAAUUUUCUUAAGUUACUAUAAGCUGCUAAUUUAUCCUUGAAUUUAAUGUAGAUGUCAUCUGUUAGGAUGCUAUGAUAAUGGGGAGGGGAUAUUUUGAAGAAUAAAGAUUGUUUUUUUUUAAAGCAGUAUUUUUAGUUGUGCUAAUAUAGAUUUAUGGGAAUGUAUGUGCACUGCAAAUUUAACAUUGUUGACUAUAUUAGCUCUUUGUUUAGUCUUAUGACAUAUUUUGUGCAUGCUGAAAUACAUAUCUAAUGUUUAAUAUGAAAUGAAGCAAUAAAAUGAACAGAAAAUUUAACGUGCAACGUGAUAGAGUUUUAAAUCCUUCUGACUGGUACUGUAUACCUGUAACGGAAACAACUAACAAAAAAUCAUGUAUGUAUUCCAUUUCAAUAUGUGUGUUAACUCUUCACAAGAAGGAAUACAUCAUAGGGGAGUAAGGCCAUGCUUUGAUAUACUUACUGUACCACAAGAUAUUACAGAGAUAGAUAAAAUACAAAAAGAGGAAAGCAAAAGAGCAGUCAGGCACAAAUAGAUGAUAAGUAUAUAAGAAAUAUAUCAAUGGACCAGAGAUGGAACAGAAAGUGGUGAGUCAGACUAAAGUCAUGGAAGUUCUAGCCUUAGACUUAAAAGCAGACAUUGCAGAUCAUGAGAUUGGCUCUGUGUAAUGGAAACGAAAAUUCUCUAGGCUGGACUGCUUGAAUCCAAAAUAGCAAUGAUGCCCCUUAGCUAGUAAAAAGGAGGGGGACUUGCAUAAAAAUCCUGCCCACCAAUUCCUGUGGCUAUGACUCAUUGUAAGUUGCAGAGCACAGGAGAAAGAUGAACACAGAUUCUGGCUUCAGGCAACAAACACUGAGCCCCUCAGACUUGAAAUGUGAUAUUCAGAAUACACUGCUAUGCAGGACCCAAAACACCAUUGGAAGACCUAGGUAUGGCCUAAGACUUGGAGUCAGAUAGAAACAAUUUCAGAACAAUUAAAGACAGAGCAUUGAACCCAGGAGGGAGGAAGAGACGGAGAGAGAAUAGAAGAGAAAGAAAGGGGAAAAAAAUGUUUUUUAAUCUUUCACUUAAAUAUGCAAAUAAAAAUUAUAAAAUGAACAAAUCUAAUGCUAAGAAGAACAGCAACAUCAUCAACCACAGCAUUAAUUUACACCGGAUGAAAUAAAUUGAACCAAGUGAUCUAAGUUAACAUUAGCAGUAAUGGGACAAAGAUAUCCUGUGCCUCUGGAUACAAUACACUGAGGAGGACAUAACACUAUGUCUGUAGUUUUCCUGCCAAAAACCACAUGAUCGGAAUCUAAUCAUGAAAAAAAAAUUAGACAAACCCAAAUGAGGGACUUUCUAAAAAAAUGACUGGCCAUUACUUUUCAAAAGCAUAAAGUCAGGAAAGAUAAAGACUGAGGGACUGCUCCAGAUUACAUGCAACUGAAGAGGCAUAACUAAAUGCAAUGCGUGAUCUGGAUUGGAUCCUAGACCAGAAAAAAAAAAAUAGCUUGCUAUAGAAAUACAUGAUUGAGAAAACUGGCAAAUUUUGACCAAGAUCUGUUAAUUAGAUAAUAGUACUAUAUUGAUGACAAUUUUCUAAGUUUGAUAAUUAUGUUUCUAUAAUGG
This is a messenger RNA of Loxodonta africana (African savanna elephant), 5783 nucleotides long. Its product is annotated as protocadherin gamma-A1. The record is from RefSeq and is a predicted model, not a curated record. NCBI's taxonomy places the organism in Eukaryota, Metazoa, Chordata, Mammalia, Proboscidea, Elephantidae. Gene Ontology annotation, biological process: homophilic cell-cell adhesion. Gene Ontology annotation, molecular function: calcium ion binding. Gene Ontology annotation, cellular component: plasma membrane.